Molecule: messenger RNA, 697 nt
Organism: Amblyraja radiata (thorny skate)
Lineage: Eukaryota; Metazoa; Chordata; Chondrichthyes; Rajiformes; Rajidae
Gene: ppp1r17
Product: protein phosphatase 1 regulatory subunit 17
Exons: 4
Coding region: 160-474 (104 amino acids)
Biological process (GO): regulation of phosphatase activity
Molecular function (GO): protein serine/threonine phosphatase inhibitor activity
Source: RefSeq, a predicted model, not a curated record
AUUUUGUGUUUUACAAUUUUGGAUAAACCUAUUACAUUUGUGCAAAAGUUGCUGAAUCAUUGCUUUUGGAAGUGUGUGAAGGGAACUGAACUAGAUUGUGAUUAACACAGUCCGACUGAGCUAAAACUAAUGAGAUUUAAAACAAGAAUCUAAAACACCAUGGCAACAGAGUACGUGUGGUCACCUGAAGCACAAGAUGACAUGCCUGACAGCAGCAAUCAGCUAUGCAAGCACUUAGAUGAUUUUUCAAACCUUUCAGAGCAGCUAAUAAAAACCUGUGAAAUAAAUGAAGAAACUGAAAAAGAGAAACUUGGAGAUGAGACAAAGGAGAUUGUGCAGAAAAAACCACGAAGAAAGGACACCCCCGUGCAGUAUAUCUCCCCUCUUAUUCCAGGUGUAAAAUUAAUGAAAGAGGAGAAACAGCCAGUGCUUGCAGAAGAUGAUGAAAAGGAUGCAGAAAAAUUAACUACUUAAUAAUUUCGCAACAGAAGUGUUGAUUUCUUUUGAACAUCUGCAAGUGUGUGUGUUUAUUCUUCAGCUUUAUUAAACAUGUACUCAUGUCAACUGUACCAUUAACUAAGACAGUAUUUUGCUAAAUUCCUUCAGAAAGUGAGUUAACACUGGUACAGUUAGCCUAAGAUUUCUGUUAGAUCAUUGUAAAUGCUAAUCAUUAGAUUAAAAAAGACACUGAAAAGUC